Penicillium canariense is the source of this 441-nucleotide messenger RNA. RefSeq lists its product as uncharacterized. Bases 1 to 441 code for a protein of 146 amino acids. The transcript has 2 exons. NCBI's taxonomy places the organism in Eukaryota, Fungi, Ascomycota, Eurotiomycetes, Eurotiales, Aspergillaceae. The record is from RefSeq and is a predicted model, not a curated record.
AUGCACUUCACUAGCUUCCUCGCCCUGCUGGCUGCUCCAGUCAUUGUGACAGCCACCCUUGACCCGGCUUCAUCGAAUACCAAGGGCUACAAGCCCGACAGCCUCAACUGCAGCGCUGCCAAGGUCUCCACCGCCAUCCAAGCCGCUGAGUGCUCCCACAACACUCGCACCUCGAGCACCCAGACCUUCGCCGUCUUCGAGACCGACCACCAGUACGACUCCUAUAACGGUGCUCCCUACGGCACCUGCAGCGCCUACACCUGCACUGCCCCGACCAGCUCCGAGCUGGAGGCGGACUCGGACUACUGGAUUUUCUACUGGAGCGACGAGGGCGAAAGCAGCGGCUAUGGCACGACCUGUAUCAAGGACCCCAACACUGGAGAGUGUGGCUGUGAGAACUCGGAUGGCACUUUCGUUGCUGGUAGCAGCAGCUGCACCUAG